This is a messenger RNA of Meloidogyne enterolobii, 375 nucleotides long. Lineage: Eukaryota; Metazoa; Nematoda; Chromadorea; Rhabditida; Meloidogynidae. The record is from the annotation of a GenBank genome assembly.
AUGAACAUUAUCACGUUGGUAGCUAUUUUUGCUCAUAAUGUUGUUACUUCACUUUGUUCAACCUAUCCAAUUCCAAAUUGUUUGAGGACACGUUACGACCAGCCUUUUGAUAAAUUUCUUCCGUUAAGGCAUUGUGCUGAACCAAUAGAUAAAGAUCACUGGAAAAUAAAUUGGCAUAUUCCAACAAUUGAAGAAGUUGAUUAUGCUUCUGAAUUAGUUACUAAAUUUAUUACAACACCAUUAGAGCAACUUUUGGACAACUUUAAAGACAGAACAGAGUAUACUUUUAAAUUUUAUUUAAAAAAUGCUUUUAUUGCGUUGAGGAAUGGGUUGAAGAAAUUUAAAAUCUUUUUUAUAUUUUCGAUGUUUAUUUAA